AUGGAUUAAGAUUAAAGAGGACUUUCACCCCAAACCUCAAAAUCAUCGUCGCAUCAGAAUCAAGUUUCAAGGUCUAAAGAAUUUCAACUUGAUUUCUUUAUCCAGAAGAAAUUCAUCUCUGAUGAUUUGAAAUCCAUUUUAGAAGAAACACAAGUAUCUUAUCAAAUCUAAAUAAGCAAAAAUAUUCGAUUAAGUCCAUCUAUGUCAGCCAAAAGAAUUAAAUCCCAGAAUUAGAAGGUUUAGCAUUUACAAUUGAUGAUCCUGCAGAAAAUAAAAUGAAUGCCAAAUGCGAUGCCAUCCUUCAUAUUCUUUCAUCCCUCCAAGAUAGAUGCAAACAAUAAAUCAACAUCAUUCUCUUAAUACCAGAAGGUACCUACUAUCUAAUCCUAGGAAUCGUAUCCUUCUUGAUUGGCUCCAAAGGAUCCCAGCUUGCAAAAAUCAUCGAAGAAACCAAUGCCAAAAUCACAGUAAAUCAACCAAUUGCCAAUUACUCUCCUAGAACUGUUAAAAUUGUUGGUGAUCAAACCACUAUCAAUUGUGCUAUUAGAGCUAUAACCAAAAAAAUGUAGGAGAGAGGCAUAUCUCAAGAAGAUUAUAAAAAGGUCCCUGAAGCUUUGAAUCCCUAAAAAGUGAAUUCCAAAGUAACAAUCUCCACAAUAAUUCGUAGGCAAAACUCAUUUUCCAAUCCUCAGUUGUCGAUUACAUUCUGAAGAACAAAAAUGAAGUUGAAAAUAAAUAUGAUGUCUCAAUCAAGGCCAAAGAAAGCAAUGAUAUCAGACUUACUGUAAUAUUAUAAUUUAUUAUUACCCUUUUAGCAAAAAUGCAAACUCAAAAGAGAUGAUAAAAUAGUUUAAUUGCAAGGAUCCUUGUCCAAUGUUUAAGAUGCUUUGUCAUCACUCAUUAGAAGAGUCACAGAACAUCAAAAAAAACAAGAAUUGGAAAUCAAAAUCGUUAUGCCAGCUAGUUAUGCCUCUAAAUUAAUCGGAGCAAGUAUCUCAUUAUAUCAAAUACCUUAGAGGGCGGUUAAAUUAGAGAACUAGCUACUAAGUCUAAAGGAGCUCAAAUCAAAGUCUUGUCUGAUAAGGAUGAAACUGAUCAUGAUUAUCGUACAUCAAUUCUCUAAUAAUUUUAGACUGUAUUGUUCAAAUAGCGGGAAAUCUGUAAAAUAAAUAAGACGCCAGUAAGUUGAUUCUGUAAUAAAUUGAAUGUUUCAAGAAUGGAGGACCUGUAUUCUUAUAAUAUUUACAAAUAGAUCAUGGAAAGUGGCAAAUUUUUAAAUGAUGAAAAUCAAACCUCUCAAAUACCUAACAAUUAUGAUGAUUAUAAAAUCAAGAGGUUUAUUAUUUCAACAAACUUUUAGAUAAAAAUCCAGUUCCAUUUCUGAGAGGAACUCACGUUCAAGAUCUUAAUCUAGACGAAAACACAAACAUCAAAGAAAACGAUCUAUUGAAAGAAGAUCGGUAUCAUCAAGGUAAUUCUAAUAAAAUAUGCUUACUUUGUAGUUAUUCUAAAAGAAGAGAAAGGGCAAAUGUCUUAUCUACAAAAAUAAUUGUUUCUAAUGAAGUGAUGCAUAUUUUAGAAAAAUAUCAUAAAUUAAGUGAAUAUAAAGAGAGAUAUAAUGUAGACAUUUAAGCUGAUGACUCGGUACUAAUCAAAUCUAAAAAAUUAGAGAAGAAACUCUGAAUCUUACUUGAGAUUAAAAGGCAAAUUAAAAGAUUGUUUAAUUGUUAUAGAAGAAAUUUUGAAUGAGCAACAAAAAAUCCUAAGAAAAUGA
Molecule: messenger RNA, 1774 nt
Organism: Paramecium octaurelia
Lineage: Eukaryota; Ciliophora; Oligohymenophorea; Peniculida; Parameciidae
Source: the annotation of a GenBank genome assembly